CUGUGGGCUUUUGGACUGGUCUCGGUCUUAGUCUUCCUUAAGCUCAUUCGCCUGCUGCUGCGGAGGCAGAUGCUAGCCAGGGCUAUGGACAGAUUCUCAGGGCCCCCCACCCACUGGCUCUUUGGGCAUGCCCUUGAGGUGUUGGAUUGCUUCCUGUGCUCCAUUUCAACCUGGUUAUUCCUGGUGCUGGAGUUUAUCUUUGGUGCUGAAGACAGAGACAGGUGUUGGAGGCCAAGCAUACGCAGGCUUUGGGACUGAAAAACCUAGACUUGAGAGUUGUGUGCCACUGGGCAAGGCCCACCGUACUUCCCAGCCAAUAUGUGGUGCUAGAAGAGUCAAGAUGACCUGUGUCAACCUCAUCCAAAGCUUCCCAAGCUCCUUCUGUUGAGCCAGGGGUUGCUUCCAUGUGUUAUGCAUUCACAUACAUUCACAGAUACAUGUGCAGUAGUAUACUUUUCUCUGAAAGGGAAGACGGAGGAUAAAGUCACUUACUUGUCUCUAGAGUUGGGGGAAACCAUUUCUCUGCUCCUUGGAGCAUCACGCAUAGAUCCCUUCCUCCAAGCUCCCCAUGGCUCCCUGCUCAUUCUCAUAGCUGAAUCGCCAAAGAGUUUGUGUAAAUUGAGUCUUUUUUUUUCUCACUGAUUUUCAUGGUUUUUUUCAGGGAUGCUGCCUCAUCUCAAUUUUUGCUUCUUGUCAAGCACUCCCAAGCCCUCUGGCUUUGACUACACAGAUUUGCUGUCCUUGACACUGCCUGGGGCUCACAAACAUGCUGAGUGCUCAUGAAUCUGAUCCAGCAGACCGGGAGUUUGGACAAGGUGGUGUCCUGGACUCACCAGUUCCCUUACGCCCACCAACUCUGGCUUGGACAAUUUCUUGGCUUCCUGAACAUCUAUGAUCCUGACUAUGCCAAAGCUGUGUACAGUCGAGGAGACCCUAAGGCCCCAGAUGUGUAUGACUUCUUCCUCCAGUGGAUUGGGAAAGGCUUGCUGGUUCUCCAAGGGCCUAAGUGGUUCCAGCAUCGCAAGCUGCUCACACCUGGCUUCCACUAUGAUGUGCUGAAGCCCUACGUGGCCGUGUUCGCCGAGUCCGCACAUGUCAUGCUGGACAAAUGGGAGAAAAAGGCUCGUGAGCAAAAGAGCUUUGACAUCUUCUGUGAUGUGGGCCACAUGGCACUGGACUCGCUCAUGAAAUGCACCUUUGGCAAAGGAACCAGCGGCCUGAACGACAGGGACAGUAGCUACUACCUGGCGGUCAGUGAACUCACACUGCUGAUGCAGCAGCGCAUCGAUUCCUUCCAGUACCACAAUGACUUCAUCUACUUUCUCACCCCGCAUGGCCGCCGCUUCCUGCGGGCCUGCCAGGUGGCCCAUGACCACGCAGACCAGGUCAUCAGGGAACGGAAAGCAGCUCUCCAGAACGAGAAAGAGCGGGAGAAGAUACAGAGCAAGAGGCACCUAGACUUCCUGGACAUUCUCUUGGGGGCCCGGGAUGAAGAAGACAUCAAGCUGUCAGAUGAAGACCUCCGGGCCGAGGUGAAUACAUUCAUGUUCGCAGGCCAUGACACCACCACCAGUGCCAUCUCAUGGGUUCUCUACUGCAUGUCCCUGUAUCCCGAGCACCAGCGUCGUUGUCGGGAAGAGAUUCAAGAGAUUCUUGGGGACCGGGACUCCUUGAAGUGGGACGAUCUGGCGGAGAUGACCUACCUGACCAUGUGCAUCAAGGAGAGCUUCCGCCUGUACCCGCCUGUGCCCCAGGUGUACCGCCAGCUCAGCAAGCCUGUCGACUUUGUGGAUGGUCGCUCUCUGCCUGCAGGCAGCCUGAUUUCUCUGCACAUCUAUGCCCUUCAUAGGAAUAAUACAGUGUGGCCUGACCCUGAGGUCUUCGACCCCUUGCGCUUUUCUCCUGAGAAUGUGGCUGAACGCCACAGCUUUGCCUUCAUCCCCUUCUCUGCUGGGCCCAGGAACUGUAUUGGCCAGCAGUUUGCUAUGAACGAGGUAAAGGUGGUCAUAGCCCUCUGCUUGCUCCGUUUUGAGUUUGCCCCGGAUCUCUCGAGGCCACCCAUCCAGAUGCCCCAACUGGUCCUACGCUCCAAGAAUGGCAUCCACCUCCACCUGAAGCCUCUGAGCCCGGGCUCUGAGAAGUAGCUCUGCUGAGAUGAGGACCCCAGAGAGCCCAAUCUGUGGCCUCUUCCUGGACUCUGCUCUCUCCAAGCUGGUUGUAGAGUAGUUGUGUUCCCCUCUCUGCUGUAGGCUUGUGGACUAGAAGCAGAAUAGGCAUCUGAUAGAUAAUCACCUCAAAGGCAAUGCCAUGUAAACAUGUAUGUCUAUAAAUGCUUACUGCACAUGUG
Messenger RNA from Dama dama (fallow deer), 2347 nucleotides. RefSeq names its product cytochrome P450 4B1. Bases 780 to 2144 code for a protein of 454 amino acids. Lineage: Eukaryota; Metazoa; Chordata; Mammalia; Artiodactyla; Cervidae. Gene Ontology annotation, molecular function: monooxygenase activity; iron ion binding; oxidoreductase activity, acting on paired donors, with incorporation or reduction of molecular oxygen. The record is from RefSeq and is a predicted model, not a curated record. The transcript has 13 exons.